AUGGCCCUGAUGCAGGCUGCUUCUUCGUUCGGAGCCAGCAAGUGAUUGCCACUCCUUCAGCUCUGAACUGCAUCAACAGGGAUACAGCCUGAGGAUCCCCUUCUCCCAGGUGGCUGGCAAAGCUCUCUGAGGCCAGACGGCAUGGCACAGAAGAGGAUUGCAGUUAUUGGAGCUGGCGUUUGUGGACUGAGCUCCAUUAAAUGCUGCUUGGACGAGGGGCUGCAGCCCAUCUGCUUCGAGAGAAGCAGCGACAUUGGAGGGCUCUGGAGAUUUGAGGAGAAUCCUGAAGAGGGCAGAGCCAGCAUCUACAAAUCUGUCAUCAUCAACACCUCCAAGGAGAUGAUGUGCUUCAGUGACUUCCCCAUCCCAGCCGAUUUCCCCAACUACAUGCACCACUCCAAAGUCAUGGAAUAUUUCCGCAUGUACGCCGAGCACUUCAACCUUCUGAAAUACAUCCGCUUCAAGACCACAGUGGUCAGUGUGACAAAGAGCCCGGAUUUCUCCACCACGGGCCAAUGGGACGUUGUCACGGAAACUGAGGGGAAGCAGGAGUCAGCCAUCUUCGAUGGGGUCAUGGUUUGCACCGGCCAUCACACCAACGCCCAUCUGCCACUGGACUCCUUCCCAGGGAUCGAAAAGUUCAGAGGCCGCUACUUCCACAGCCGCGAUUACAAGAAGCCCCAGGAGUUCUCGGGGAAGAGAGUCAUUGUGAUCGGCAUUGGCAAUUCGGGAACGGACCUGGCAGUGGAGCUCAGCCACACUGCAGCUCAGGUUUUCCUUAGCACCAAGCGGGGUGCAUGGAUACUUGGUCGGAUUGGAGAAGAAGGGUACCCCCUGGACACAAUUUAUCUCACCCGCUAUAUGGAAUUCCUCAUGCGCAUUGUGCCUCUAUCCCUGCUUAACUACUUUGCAGAAAAGAAACUGAAUGCAAAAUUCAACCAUGCAAUCUAUGGUUUGCAACCUGCACACAGGUUUUUCAGCCAGCACCCAACCUUCAACGACGACCUGCCAAACCGCAUUAUCUCAGGCAAGGUGCUGGUAAAACCAAACGUCAGGGAGUUCACCGAAACCAGCGCCAUCUUUGAAGAUGGCACCAGAGAGGAGGACAUUGAUGUGGUUAUCUUUGCUACGGGAUACCGCUUCUCUUUCCCCUUCCUCGGGGAUUGUGCCAAAGUGGUCAAAAACCAGGUCUCCCUGUAUAAAUUUGUCUUCCCUCCUCAGCUGGAGAAGCCAACUCUGGCUUUCAUUGGCCUCAUCCAGGCUUUGGGAGCCGUCAUGCCCAUUGCUGAACUCCAGGGUCGCUGGGCCACACGUGUGUUCAAGGGGCUGAACAGAUUGCCUUCAGCAAGUGACAUGCUGGCUGAUAUUGCCCAGAAGAGAGAGGAAAUGGCAAAACGGUAUGUGAAAAGCCAGCGCUAUACCAUCCAGGCGUAUUACAUCCCGUACAUGGAUGAAGUGGCCUGCCUGGCAGGGGUCAAGCCCAAACUCCUGUCUCUCUUCCUCAUGGAUCCAAAGCUCGCCAUGGAGGUUUUCUUUGGCCCCUGCACCUCAUACCAGUAUCGCCUGAGAAGGCCAGGGAAGUGGGACGGAGCCAGGGAAGCCAUCUUGACCCAGAGAGAACGGAUCAUUAAACCUCUGAAAACUAGAGUCCUAGAUGAUUAUACAGGUGCCUUGGUGCCUUACUACCUUCAGAUUUUUCUCAUUGUUGCUUUAGUUGCUGUAACUUUUGCUUAUUUUCCUUGGUCCUUUUUUCCCUUCUGACAAGUGUCAUUUUUCAAGCUGCGAGUCCAGUUCAUGGUUUCCCUUCUUUCCUUUGCAUUCAUAUGGGCAGACUGGACUAUGGUGGGCACCUCUGAAUCUGUCUUCUGUGUAGGGUAAACUUGCUCUAAUGCAAAUGCAAAGUCUGCAGUAAGGGUGCACAAGGCCUGUUAAAUCCCAUUCAAGCCCUGUUUUGGAACCCCACAACAAGUGAUAUAAUAAGAGGAAAUCCCUGACCAUUCCCAAAGUCUCCAGUGGCCUGGUUCAGGCAGUGUGACUGGAGAUCAAGGGGCAGGCUGGCAUCUUUGCUGGCAGAUUCAUAGUUGGCUGGUUGGUGUCCAUGGUGAAUCGAGUCAUGGCUGAUUCCCAACCUCAAGUGCAGGAGGGGCUUGUGGGCUCUGUUGUCUUCUAGUUCUUAUGCUUGCUACAGCUUCUGGGUGCUUAAGCAUCCUGGAUCAGAGCAGGGCUCCAAGUCAAUUUCAAGCAUCUGCCUGAGAGAACCAGAAAAUGGCUUCCUCUCCAUGUAGCUGAGAAAAACAACUCCCCCUCAGGUGCUCUCUUGGGUCCCAUUGUCCCUCCACAGAGCAACCCACAGCCCAGUCCACCAAUCACUGUUGUGUGUACUCUCCAGCAGGCAGCAGACUCAGUCACUAUGCUGUGCUUCUCCCUGAAGGAGCUGCAUCUACAGUCCCAUGCUGGCAGGGGCUACAGGUCACUUUAGGGUGGAAUUAGGGACAAGGGUGUCAUGGAAGGCAGCAGCCCUCAGGCCCUGGGGGAGCAGGAGAAGCUCUUGGAGCCUGGCCUGAGUUAAGGCUCAGUAAAGACUCGGUGCCUCGCACAUGGAAGAGAUGGAGCCCUGAGUAGAGGGAAGGGUCUGAGCUCUAUAGACCACAGAAUCCCUGUCUAGGAAGGACUUUGGCUCAGAGUAGGUUUGUCCCAGCAGCACACAGCUAUUCAAGCAAAGCUAAAGCAAAAGUCUUGCUGUUAUUGUUAUCUGGAUCUGUUAAGUGUGUUUAAUUUGGUCAGUCUGCUUUUCUGAACACACUUCCAUUACUUCAGCCUGACCAAGUAAAUCUCUCUGUUUAUGUGUGAUCCUUGCAUGUGCCCUUCCUAGGGAAGCCCAUAAAGUGUCAGGCUCGAAUAGUUGGUGUGCCUACAAUGCUUGUCAUGUGGUGGUCACAGCUACUAACCAUAUACUUUGUGUGUGAUGGCUCAUGCAACCCUCAUUCAUGCUUAUCUGGAACAAACGAGGGAUGAUGAGAAUCUGAGAUUUUUUUGAGGAAACGAAAUGGCUCAUUGCCAUCAUCAAACACGCUUAGUCUACUAAGGACCAUUGCCAGCCAGAGUGAUCUCACUAGACAGUGUCCUAUCAGGUGUUGUGAGAUUCCCAGCUCAGGUGCAAUCCUGUCAAUCCACAAAUCGCUGGGGCUGCCCCAUGGGUGGCACUAGUUAGGGGCAGGGCAUGCAUCCUUUGGCACAUCGAUGGACAGCAAGGGAAGCUUUUGUCCAUCUUGGUAAUGCUGCUUUUGCAUAUAAUGAGCAACUAAAGAAAAGACAGAUCUUUGUGAGAUUGUGCCAUUUCCCACAAAGUCAAACCACUUUAUGCUCAGGCUGAAGCUCAAAUAAGAACAUUUGUGUUUUUUGACCUUUUUGAUAAAUGAUCUUCACAAAGACACCUUGAAACCCACUCAGAAGUCCCAGCCUUUGAAGUUCCUGGUUUCAUUCCUCUUCAACUAUCUUGUCCCAGGUUGAUACAAAGUACAAGUGUGGGAACUGUGGGAAUAUUCUUAUGAACAAUAGGUGUGACUCAACUUACCCAAUCAUUUUGCAUUGCUUCUCACUGAGUAUGAAGGGGUUAAUUUCUCCCUGGGGACAAGGUUGUAGAUCACAUCAGCCUGCCUAGAACGGAUUGGAAUCAACACAGGUGCAUGGAGGUCCCUGGAGAGGCAACAGAAGCCCCAACAACUGAACAUUAACUUUCAAUGGCUGGCAUCCAAGGAAGCUGAACAUAUGACCACAGCACAGCUGCUUCUGGAGCCACAGGGGCCAGGUGUUAAUAGUGUGUGUCUUAGUUUGCUGCUGCCCAGGCCAGACACACGUGACACAGAGAGGCUGAGACAGACUCCAGGAGGCCUUGGAACAGUAGGGCAAUUGCUUUGGCCAAUAUAUACUGGGACUUAAACUUUGCUUUACCCUUCUAAUGUAGACUCUUAAUUGCUGUUCUCCAGUUGACUAAUAAAUGCUUUCUCGGUUUUGGUAAAA
This is a messenger RNA of Chelonia mydas (Green sea turtle), 4020 nucleotides long. RefSeq names its product flavin-containing monooxygenase 5. The coding region runs from base 142 to 1761 and encodes 539 amino acids. The record is from RefSeq and is a predicted model, not a curated record. The transcript has 8 exons. Gene Ontology annotation, molecular function: N,N-dimethylaniline monooxygenase activity; NADP binding; flavin adenine dinucleotide binding. NCBI's taxonomy places the organism in Eukaryota, Metazoa, Chordata, Testudines, Cheloniidae.